GCACUUAUUUGAAGUAUGUUGCCUUGUGUGGAGAGAACCCACCCUUCAGCUACUAAAACAAUGCCCUUUUUAUGUCCUUGGCUUAAAUAUUGAUUCAAAUCCUCACCUUUCAAACUUAGUCUCUGCAGGAAGCAUUAUAGUCCAGAGCUGUACCAGAAGGAGAGAUGGAGUGCUCUCAGGAAGCCUCCAAGUCCUCAGGGUGCCACAACAGAGAAAUCAUGACUUAGAGCCAAGGUGCUGGCUGAAAGGCAGAGAAAUCAUUCACCUUCAGUAUCUGUCAGCUGGCAGACAAAGAGAACCUGGGCAGAGGUGGCAAGUCAAGCAGCAGGUGAAAACGACACCAUGGAAGGUGAAACUCAGGCAUGCAGUGAAGGGAAGGAGAAGCCGCUGCUGACACGUGAUCUCUGUGGAAACUCCUCCUGCUCUGAUAGACAUCAGGACGGGCAGUUCUGCUGCAUGGCUCACAGUUGCUAGAAGUUCCACAGGUUCAAAAAGCCUCUGAUUGCCUUCUGAGUUGGAUGGAUUUUACUGCUGUACUCCAGGUUUUGGCCCAUUGCUUACGGUGAGAUGCAUGAGGAGGCUCUGCCCCCUGCACUGGCCAGGCAAUCUGGGAAGGCUGAGUGAGGCAAUUCUGAGGAGGAACAGGCUGGUACCCAGACAUUUCUAUCCGAACAGGAGUGAAGAAGGUGACCUGCCAAUGUCCCAGAAAGUGUCAGUCUGUGGGGUCUCAGCAGAACCUGCCAGGCAUUCAUCGCUCAGCCCUCUGCAUUUAGAGGGGAAAUGGUUCUUAAUGAUAAGGGGCCCCUUGGCACUCUGGGGAGCUGUCAGGAUCCAGCAUUCCCUUUGCAGCACUGGGCUGCAGCUGCUUCUCCCGGGCUAAAGGUGGCCCAGAAGCCGCUCAGCCCAACACCUAAAUGUGCCUUUUGACACUUGCCCUCUCUGCACCCAGAACGGGAGGAUGGGGACUCCCCACUGCCUCUCCUGCGGUUGCUGCAGGGGGUUUGGAGAUGCUGCCCAGACCAGGCUGUGGUGUCAGUGCCUCCAUAACCAACUGUUCUUCCCACGCAGACAUCCGAGUGGCCAGCUUUGCCCGUGGCAGAAGCAUUAACUUGGCCCUAUCUCACAGAGGACGCCAAGCCCUCCGAGCUGUGGGGAUGGAGGAGCAGAUUGUGUCCAAGGGCAUUCCCAUGCAGGCAAGGAGGAUACACACACCUUCAGGGAAAAAGUACUCUAUCCCUUAUGGGAAGAAGAACCAGUACAUUCUGUCUGUGGACAGAGCAAACUUAAACAAAGAGCUGCUGACAGCUGCUGAGAAGUACUCCAACACUAAGCUGUACUUUGGACACAAGCUUGUGGAGUGCAAUGCAGAGUUGGGGAUGCUAUCCAUAAAAAGAUCUGACCAGCAGACCUUGGAAGUCACCUAUGACCUCAUUGUGGGCUGUGAUGGAGCCUUCUCAACAGUCAGAAAACAGUUCAUGAGGCAAACGCGCUUUAACUACAGUCAGCAGUACAUUCCUCAUGGCUACAUGGAGCUGACCAUCCCUCCCAAAGAUGGAGAUUUUGCCAUGGAACCAAACUACCUCCAUAUCUGGCCGAGGAACACCUUCAUGAUGAUUGCACUGCCCAACAUGGACAAGUCCUUCACCUGCACACUCUUCAUGCCCUUUGAGGAAUUUGAGAAGCUCACGACGGGGGACCAAGUGCUGGGCUUUUUCCAGACCUACUUCCCAGAUGCCAUCCCCCUCAUCGGAGAGCAAGAGCUGAAGCAUGACUACUUCGUGCUGCCAGCCCAGGCCAUGGUAUCUGUGAAGUGCUCUUCCUACCACCUCGCUUCCCGGUGCGUGCUGAUGGGAGAUGCUGCGCAUGCUGUUGUGCCCUUCUACGGACAGGGCAUGAAUGCGGGUUUUGAAGACUGUCUGGUCUUUGAUGAAUUAAUGGACCAGUUCCACAACGACCUUGGUGCCUGCCUCCCUGAGUUCUCCAGACUGAGGGUACCAGAUGACCAUGCGAUUUCAGACUUAGCCAUGUACAACUACGUGGAGAUGCGUGAGCACGUGAAUUCAACGUGGUUCAUUUUCCGGAAGCACGUAGACAACUUUCUCCACGCCCUCAUGCCUUCCACUAUUGUCCCGCUGUACACCAUGGUGACUUUCACCAGAAUUCGCUACCAUGAGGCACUUCAGCGCUGGAAAUGGCAGAAAAAGGUAAUUAAUCGAGGGAUCUUUGUCAUGGGAGUGGCAGGACUGGCUGGCACCUACCUGCUGAUCAAGCGUCUGGCACGGAACUCGGACUUCUGUGUGGAAAACUUGUGGGGCUGGUCCCGUUACCUGAAGAAUAUUAGAAAUUUUCCCUUUGGCACACAAGUGGCUGAAACGUAAGGGGAGCUUCUUGUAAUAAAAGCAAAGGCAUGGGCUGUCAGCUCA
Messenger RNA from Pipra filicauda (Wire-tailed manakin), 2423 nucleotides. RefSeq names its product kynurenine 3-monooxygenase (gene KMO). Gene Ontology annotation, biological process: NAD+ metabolic process; L-tryptophan catabolic process; quinolinate biosynthetic process. Gene Ontology annotation, molecular function: FAD binding; kynurenine 3-monooxygenase activity; NAD(P)H oxidase H2O2-forming activity. The record is from RefSeq and is a predicted model, not a curated record. Gene Ontology annotation, cellular component: mitochondrial outer membrane. Bases 915 to 2378 code for a protein of 487 amino acids. NCBI's taxonomy places the organism in Eukaryota, Metazoa, Chordata, Aves, Passeriformes, Pipridae. The transcript has 13 exons.